ACAGAGGGAUGCAAUGGGCAUGCGCGGGCGCUCGAGCCGCUCUGUAACUACGGCCAGGCGCGGGCGCGAGCGUCACUAACAAAAACAAACGGAGGACGUCGUACCUGUUUAAAGGAGCCGUGAGACGCGUUCAGGCUGCGCGUUAACCGGGAAAAGUGAGGAGAAAAAAAAAGAACUGACCCGGACACGAAUAAAGAGUUCUGGGAGUCUUUGACUGGUGGAAUUAAACAACAAUGAUGAAAAAGGUUGUGCGCGAGAGGACGACGAGGAAUAAAACGGAUGUAAAUUAGAAGCAGCUGUUGAAGUUACCGAGUUCACUACCGGAUACAGGAUGGCUUGAGUUUGGGCUCUUUUGGGUUUGUUUUUUCUUCCCAAUUACUUUUUUAUUCUAAGGAAACAGACGCACAUGUUGAAGAAACUUUACCGCGAGUGAAACAGCCGGUUUUUGAGACCGGGAGGAUUUAACCACCUGUUUCAGUAUCAUCUGUCCCCCUGUCCCUGUCUCCUCUCAUCAUCAUCAUGUCCAGAGCGGGGCAGAAAAAGCCCCACUGGAGCGCAAGCGUGAGCGAGUGCGCGGUGCGCCGGGACGCGCGCGGAGACGUGAACGUGCCACUGCAUGGCGGAGCGGAGAACGGAGAGUUCGUGUACGUGGGACGCGUGGAUCCCGGAUCUAUCAGCUACGACCACGGCACUCUGACCGAAGGAGAGCUGGUACUGGAGGUAGAGACUCUGCCCGUGUCUGGAUUACCGCUGUACGACGUCCUGAGCGCCGUGAAGAACUCCAAAGGACCCGUGAGGCUCAAAACCGUCCGCCAAGGAAAUAAGCUGAAAAAAGACCUCAAGCAGUACCUGAGCCAGAGGUUUCAGAAAUCCUCCGAAGACCACAAGCUCCAGCAGACCAUACGGGAUAACCUCUACCGCCAUGCUGUGCCUUGUACGACCCGUCCUCCUCGUGACGGAGAGGUUCCUGGGGUCGAUUAUAACUUCCUGUCGGUGGAGGAGUUCCUGAAGCUGGAGCAGAGCGGGACUCUUCUGGAGAUCGGCUCUUACGAAGGUAACUACUAUGGAACACCCAAACCGUCAAGCAAGCCCCCUGCUGCUAAAGUGAUUGGCGGAGAGGCGUCGCCAAACGACAGGCCCCGCCCCGAGGAGACCACACCCCGCCGCUCAAAGUCUUACAAUGAGAUGCAGAAUGCUGGAAUAGCCCCGACUGACACAGAGGAUGAGGACGAGCUUCCUGAAAUGAACAGCAGCUUCACAGGAGACUCAAGUGAACCGGACGAGCAGCCGUCUGUCCACCCUUUCGCACCGUCUCACCGGUACAACAGCGUCCCCACGGCAACCACGGAGAGCACGCAGAACACACACACACACCCCAGUCACCCUGCGGACGAGGACCCGCUGGGCCCUUUACCCGAAAACUGGGAGAUGGCUUACACCGAGAACGGAGAGGUCUACUUCAUAGACCACAACACAAAGACCACGUCGUGGAUCGACCCCCGGUGCCUGGACAAGCCCCAGAAACCCCUGGAGGAGUGUGACGAUGACGAAGGAGUUCAUACUGAGGAACUGGACAAUGAUCUAGAGUUGCCCGCCGGGUGGGAAAGAAUCGACGAUCCAGUGUACGGGGUUUAUUACGUAGAUCACAUCAACAGAAAGACACAGUAUGAGAAUCCCAUACUGGAAGCUAAGAGGAAGAAGCAGUUGGAACAGUCGCAGCCAGCAGAGGAGUGGAUAGAAGAGAACGCUUCGAGAGCACCGCUAGCCAGCUACGCCGCCCUUCACCAGGAGACGCACAGAAGCCCCGGGCCUCCUUUUCCCUCAGUGGAGGCCAAACGAGUGAAGCCUUUCUUCACACGGAACCCAGCCGAACUAAAGGGAACCUUCAUUAACACUAAGCUGAGGAAGAGCCGCCGUGGAUUCGGCUUCACGGUGGUCGGGGGAGACGAGCCAGAUGAGUUCCUCCAGAUUAAGAGUCUGGUGUUGGACGGCCCGGCCGCUCUGGAUGGCAAGAUGGAGACAGGUGACGUAAUCGUCAGCGUAAACGACACCUGUGUCCUCGGCUACACACACGCGCAGGUGGUAAAGAUCUUCCAGUCCAUUCCUAUCGGUUCCAUGGUGGAUCUGGAGCUGUGCCGAGGCUACCCGCUGCCCUUUGACCCCGACGACCCCAACACCAGCCUGGUGACCUCUGUGGCCAUCGUGGACAAGGAGCCUAUCAUAGUCAACGGCCAAGAAAGCUAUGACUCGCCGUCCAGCCACGGAAGCCAUAACGGCACCGACAGCGAACCACCACGCCCUUUAAGCCCUGCCCACGAGCCCACCCACGACGGCUCACAGGAGCAGCGCUUUGCCGGAGACGCCGUCACACUGGCGUCGUCCAUCGCCACGCAGCCCGAGCUGAUCACAGUGCACAUGGAGAAAGGAGACAAGGGCUUCGGCUUCACCAUCGCAGACAGCCCAGGGGGCAGCGGCCAGCGUGUCAAGCAGAUCGUGGAUUACCCACGAUGCCGAGGGCUCAGGGAAGGCGAUAUAAUCGUGGAAGUGAACAAGAGGAAUGUGCAGAAUCUGACUCACAACCAGGUGGUGGAUCUGCUCAGCAAGUGCCCUAAAGGCAGUGAAGUCACCAUGUUGGUCCAAAGAGGGGUGGCUCCUGCCAAGAAAAGCCCAAAACUGCAGCCGCUGGAGAGAAAAGACAGCCAGGGCAGCCAUCGCAGCGUUCCAUCAGACUCGCCACUCCACUCCUCGCAGGCUCCAUCCACAGAGACGGCGGCGCCGCCUCCCCCCGCCCAGCCGCUGCCCGGUCUGCCCCCUCAGGAGGCGACGACAGACGGCACGCUCGCCAAGAAACCGGACCCAUUCAAAAUUUGGGCCCAGUCCAGGAGCAUGUAUGAAAGUAGGCUGCCAGAUUACCAGGAGCAGGAUAUCUUUCUGUGGAGGAAGGAUACAGGCUUUGGUUUCCGGAUUCUUGGAGGGAAUGAAGCAGGAGAGCCUAUUUACAUCGGCCACAUCGUGAAAUACGGCGCUGCAGACGAAGACGGACGCCUGCGCUCCGGAGACGAGCUGAUUUGCGUGGAUGGGACGGCCGUGGUGGGUAAAUCCCAUCAGCUUGUGGUACAGCUCAUGCAGCAGGCAGCCAAGCAAGGCCACGUCAACCUGACUGUCAGACGCAAGACAGGAUACGGAGUGACUAAGGUGGACGGUGAGGUUCCUCCAUCUCCAGCCUCGUCUCAUCACAGUAGUACCCAGGCCACGUCUCUGACCGAGGACAAGCGCACGCCUCAGGGCAGCCAGAACUCUCUGAACACGGUCAGCUCGGGCUCAGGCUCCACCAGCGGCAUAGGCAGCGGAGGUGGAGGCGGAGGUGGCGGCGGCAGUGGAGGAGGAGUUGGAGGUGUAGGAGGAGUAGGAGGAAUCAACAGCAGCGUAGUGCCCAGCGCGAUUCAACCGUACGACGUCGAGAUCCGGCGGGGAGAGAACGAGGGUUUCGGUUUCGUCAUCGUCUCAUCCGUCUCCAGACCCGACGUGGGGACAACUUUCGCUGGAAACACAUGUGUGGCCAUGCCUCAUAAAAUAGGGAGGAUCAUCGAGGGCAGUCCGGCGGACCGCUGCGGGAAGCUGAAGGUGGGAGAUCGCAUUCUAGCGGUCAAUGGCUGCUCCAUCACCAACAAGUCGCACUCCGACAUCGUCAACCUGAUCAAAGAGGCAGGAAACACAGUCGCGCUGCGCAUCAUUCCAGGAGACGAGUCGUCAAAUGCAGCGCUGCUGACCAACGCUGAGAAGAUCGCCACCAUCACUACCACACACGCACCUCAACAGCAAGCUGCACCUGAGCCAAGAAACAACAGCAAACCAAAACAGGAGUCUUUCGAGUUCAAAGCACCUCAAGUUCCCCCUCCUCCAGCCCCCACACAAGCCACCAACCAGGAGGGCGAGCUGUACUCCGUGGACCUGGAGAGAGACAGUAAAGGCUUUGGCUUCAGUCUGCGUGGAGGACGUGAGUACAACAUGGACCUGUACGUGCUGAGGCUGGCUGAAGACGGAGCAGCGGUGCGCAGCGGCAAGAUGAGGGUAGGAGAUGAGAUUUUGGAGAUAAACGGCGAGAGCACCAAAGGUAUGAAGCACACCCGCGCCAUCGAACUGAUCAAAAGCGGCGGCCGGACGGCGCACCUCGUGCUGAAGCGCGGGGACGGCUCCGUACCCGAAUAUGAUGGCAACAACGACAACAACGGCCCCGUCAGCAGGGCUCAAACUGUUUCGGAAGUGAACACGGCACCUCCUGACAGGCAGCCCCGCAUGUCACUGGAUUCCAGUUCUCCACAAGACCUUCAUAAUACAUCCCGGAAAGAGGACAGGAGGACACAUGAGUCAGGUCAGCGCAAGCACGGCCACCGCUCCAACCAUCACCAUAGCAACCACAGACACCGCUCUCCAGACAAACGGGGCAGGGACAGACACCACAAUAAGAAAAGUAGCAGCAGUGCUCAUAACAAAAAGAGAGGCGAUAAGAGGUACAGCAAAGAUGAUUCAUAUAACCAUCAGCACCACCGGAGGCACCAUUCACCAGAGAGGAGGCGCCGGGCAAGGAGCGCCGACAACACGCUAGACAGUCAACAUGAACGUCGGCACGGGCGAUCGCCGGAAAGACGCCCUCAGCGUCAUUCUUCUCCACAAAGGCACCGUUCACCACAUCGGUCAGGGCACCGCAAUAGGUCCCCUUACCGUCACAGAUCACCUUAUCGCUCCAGACACCAAUCCCCGCGCCGGCAGUCCAACCCUCUUUCAAACAAGCCACACAAUGGCAAACCAGCGUUGGAUGAGGAUGUGGUCUUGAAGGAGCCUCCAUCUCCUGAGCCUUCUUCUCAUUUGGACAGUGUCCUGAACGAGUUGCCUGCGACGGAUCGGCUAAACCGUGACAGCCUCUUGCCACGGAUGACAUACAAUGGUUUAGAGCGUGGCAACGGCCUGACAUACCCAGGAAAGUCCUACAGUCGUCUAAACAGUAAUAGCACCCUCCCCCGGCAGUUUGUAAAUGGUAAUACCCUCCCCCAGUACUAUGAUCGUUGGAACCGUGACGACACCCUCCCCCGGCAGUCCUAUGGACCUCUGAACAAUGACGACACACUACGUCGACUGCCAUAUGACCGUGUGAAUCGAGAGUCCUAUGAUGGUUUGGCCCAAAGAAAUCCUUUUCCCCAAGAGCCAAUAGACCACUUUUCGACCAUGGAGAGGACAUACAAUGGCGACAGCCUGCCCCGAAGAACCUACCAGGAACAGAGCCUUCCCCACGCCAGAACCCCUGAUUCCGGUUCAGCUUUUCAGAAGUACACUUCGUUGCUCAGGGGUCGCUCUCCCGAGAGAAAGAGUCGGUUAUCUCAAUCAGAUUCUCCAGAAGCGACCUCCUACCGAGCCAGGAGCCUUGACAUACUUCCUACAAGGGGUUCCCGAAACGCGGUCGACUCGGAGGAGGAAGAAGAUAAGGAAAGCAGCGUAAAAAAUUACUACAGCAAACUAAAGACCAAUUAUGGCAAAGCCAACAACACACUUCCCGAGCCCAGGAGGAAGGCCUACAAAGAGAACUCCAAAGAUCUCAGCAUCUGACAGACUGUCGCUCCAUACAAGCCCUCCUCUGAGGACCCUGUAUACUAUGCUAUGAAUUUGACAUUCCUGUGUUUUCCUAGAAAGAUUACUUGACAACUUGUAACAAACAGCGGAAGAAUGGUUUUUGCUGUACGUUCCAGGAAUCGUUGGUUGUUUUUUUUUGUUUUGUUUUGUUUUUUUUUCAUACAAUUUCACAAACAUCUAUCAGAGAUUGAUGACUACGUAUAAAGAAAACGAUUAUGUGCCUAAUAGUACCAUUCUUGAUGGUUUUUAUUUUAUAAAGGGCAGUCUUUUGAACUACUGUCUGUUGAUAGUAUUUUUCGGUUUCAGAGACCACACCCAUGCACCGAGCACCUCUCCUCACUGGGUGCUCACAUGUAUGCUGUGCAUGUCUUUACACUUCUCAGUGUCUUUCUUCUUUAUUUCAUUCUUUCUCUCCCUCGGUGCCAAUGAUUUUUACACAUUUGACCAGAGUAUAGCACAAGUCUGCAUUCAUUUGUAUAUUUUUGACAGUUUGCAGUACGUGUACAUUCAGAGGUGAUCAUUUUACGAGAAUGAAGGGAACAUGAAGUUAAAAUAUGAUAACGUGAGAAUAAAAUAUAUACACAAUCUU
Tachysurus fulvidraco (yellow catfish) is the source of this 6214-nucleotide messenger RNA. RefSeq names its product membrane associated guanylate kinase, WW and PDZ domain containing 1b (gene magi1b). The record is from RefSeq and is a predicted model, not a curated record. The coding region runs from base 520 to 5601 and encodes 1693 amino acids. NCBI's taxonomy places the organism in Eukaryota, Metazoa, Chordata, Actinopteri, Siluriformes, Bagridae. Gene Ontology annotation, biological process: signal transduction. Gene Ontology annotation, molecular function: protein binding. The transcript has 23 exons. Gene Ontology annotation, cellular component: cytoplasm.